Messenger RNA from Solea senegalensis (Senegalese sole), 1799 nucleotides. Its product is annotated as POU domain class 2-associating factor 1. The transcript has 5 exons. The coding region runs from base 37 to 894 and encodes 285 amino acids. Gene Ontology annotation, biological process: positive regulation of transcription by RNA polymerase II. Gene Ontology annotation, cellular component: RNA polymerase II transcription regulator complex. The record is from RefSeq and is a predicted model, not a curated record. Gene Ontology annotation, molecular function: POU domain binding; transcription coactivator activity; DNA binding. Lineage: Eukaryota; Metazoa; Chordata; Actinopteri; Pleuronectiformes; Soleidae.
UUUGAGCGUCCAAUACGUAUUAGCAGGAUACACAGUAUGCACUGGGAGAAAACUCCACCAUCUACUCUGGCCAGGUCCAGGCCUUAUCAAGGUGUCAGGGUCAGAGACCCAGUUAAAGAGCUGCUGAGGAGGAAGAGGAGCCUGGAGCUGCACAGCACCAAAACAGCGCCUUCUACUUUGGACGAGGUUCAACGCAACAACCAGUCCACAUCGGCACAAGCCAUCUUUGGCGCCGGUGCUGCCAGCAGCACCACAGCUGCAGCUGAGGAUGGACCGCAGCAGUGCACGGGAUGGAAAACUCCGUCCACGGCCACCGGUGCUGCCAUGACAACGUGGUCGUCACCUGAAUACUGCCAGCAAGAGCCCUCGGCCCAGACUCUGGCCUACCCAGCCACCAGCCUCACUGCUGACUUGUACAUGCAGACUCUGUGCCCCAGCUACACCAUGCUGACCUACACACACGCACCACUGCUCACCAACUUCGGGACCAUACCAGUGGCCCCAGCACCUGGCUCCCUCCCUCAGAUGGAGCUCCCAGACUCAGGGUUGACCUAUCUCCCUUGGGCGCAGCCUCUUACCACCAUAUCUACUGUGCCCACCGCGGGGGUCCAGUUCGCUCCCGGCACUGCAGCAGCCCUGUCCACCCCCCCUAUGAUGCAGAUGCCUUUGUCCAUGUCGUUGACCACCAUGAUCCCUCAGCUGGAGCCUCACGGUCCAGACCUUCAUCCUCACAUCCUCGACCUGCCACAGCGUUCAGAACUGGAUGAAGAUGCUGGGAUAGAGCCGGGAUCACCAAACCUACUGGACAAACUUCUGGAGGAUCAGAAAGAAGAUGGUGAGGAGGAGGAGAGCAAAGACUCAUACAGUAGCUCACUCUUCAUACCCAAUGUCUAAAAGAACCAGUUAUUUCUUGUGUACAGAACAGUGUCAGUAUCUUUACUCUUCUGGUUUUUCUCAGGGACCUUAAAUCUACACAGUGACAUAUUUGUUUAUUAUUAUAACAUUAAAGACCCAGUAAAGUGUGACUGUAUGAUAUACUGACACAUGUUCAGUGUUGCGUGACAGCGUGAGACAUGGACGUAUGCGCUCACUGAAAACGGAAAUAACAAAUUCUAGCCACUCAACAAAAAGUUCACAGAAUCAAAGCCUGCUUUAAGGAAUGCUGUGUGAUCUUGCCGUUAGACAAGCUUAUCCUCCCACACCCAACACCAUAAAGAAAAGCAAAACGUCAUAAACUAACACACCUGAUCUGACUGAUAGAUAGCAGCAGCUGAUCAGCAACUCUUGUGUGUGUGAUAGAAAUUCACAAAACAUUCUCUAUGGACUUUGGUGUGGGGAGUACACAGUUUACACAGCGUCACAUAAGAUUGUCUUGUGGUGAGAUUAAAGGAUGUCAUAAAAUAAAAGCCUCUUGUCGAAGGUGCGUGUUGCAGCUGAAUAUCCUUCACCUCAUCGUUUCCUUAAAAGUGUGUUGGAGAAACUAUGUAACCUUCAAUUACCAUCAUAAGUCAAAACAUGUGUAGUUUGUUCAUUGUGGGCUCUUGUAAACAGCUCCUGAUAUAAACAUAAAUGGCUCAUUCUGGGGGUAAUUAAAAACAGCAAGUAUAAUUAUUUCAUCUUCACUUUCUAAGUCUUACAGACCGUCGGUUUGUGAUACAUUUCCUUUCAUGCUAAUUUGAUUCAUUUACUGAUGUGUAAAGUAAUCUGCGCACUCACAGGACAAUAAAUAAUCGAGCCACAAAGUCCUGCUUUAACUAUCUUUAUUUGAUAUUAAUAAACUACAAUGCACAGUCAACAAA